AUGGCUGUCCCCUGGUGCUCCCUGACUUCAGGAGGGCCCCCCUUUCGCCCCUUUGGGGGCCCCCAGCAGCUCCUGGGGGGCUUGCUGCUGAGGCUGGGGGGCCCCCUGCUGCGCCUAGGGGGGCCCCUGCUGCUCUCCUUUGCCCUUCCUAUAUGCCCCCUUCCUGCCGCCUCCAACCCUCUGAAUGCAGAGGAAGGGGCCCCCCAAGGGGCCCCCCAGGAGGGCCACCAGGGGGGCCCCCAGACGCCUGUGGGGCUCCCCGAAGGGGCCCCCAAGGGGCCCCAGGGGGCCCCCGACGGAGCCCCCAUAAGGGAACCCGGGGGGGGCCCCCACUUGCUGCGUGCAGGGGGCACCCCUGUAGGGGGGCCCCCUGUAGGGGGGCCCCUGUCUGCAAUAGUAGCAGCAAGUGAAGAGUUUGAGGACCUUCAAAGCAGCACGGGGGGAGAGGGGCCCCACAACCCUUAUGGGGGCCCCCCAGGGAGCUCGGGGGGCCCCCUGGGGGCACCCAGCAACUCGCCUGUGUACCUCUUAAAGGCCCUGGAGGAGGGGCCCCCCUUGGGGGCCCCCCAGCACCCCAAAGGGGAGUGGGGGCCCCUCUUUGUCGCGGGAUGUCAAGACGCGCGCGAAGGAAACAAGCAGCAGCAGCAGCAGCAGCGGGAGCAGCAGCAGCAGCAGUUGUGGUGGAAACAGAAGAAGAGUACCCGGACUCCAGCGUAUUUCUCGUGGGUCGCUGGGGGUGGACUACUGCUGCUGCUAGGCACUGCAGCAGCAGCAGCAGCAGCAGCAGGCUGCGGCUGCCCUCUCCAGCAGACAUAUGCCCGCAUGAUGUGUCAACAACAGCAAGUGGGGCCCCGCCUUGCUCUUCCCCAGCAGCAGCAGCAGCAGCAGUAG
Messenger RNA from Eimeria tenella, 891 nucleotides. RefSeq lists its product as uncharacterized. NCBI's taxonomy places the organism in Eukaryota, Apicomplexa, Conoidasida, Eucoccidiorida, Eimeriidae. The transcript is spliced from 2 exons. The coding region runs from base 1 to 891 and encodes 296 amino acids. The record is from RefSeq and is a predicted model, not a curated record.